AUGAGUGCUCAGAAGAAGAGGAACUUCCAAAUUGAGGCCUUUAAGCAUCGGGUCGUGGUUGAUCCCAAGUACGCAGAGAAGACCUGGAAGAUCCUUGAGCAUGCGAUUCACGAAAUUUACAAUCACAAUGCUAGCGGGCUUAGCUUCGAAGAGCUUUAUAGGAAUGCCUACAAUAUGGUGCUGCACAAAUUUGGAGAGAAACUCUACUCUGGUCUGGUGACAACCAUGACUUAUCAUCUAAAAGAAAUAUCUAAAUCAAUUGAAGCUGCUCAGGGAGAGUUGUUUUUGGAAGAGCUGAACAGGAAAUGGGCAGAUCAUAACAAGGCAUUGCAGAUGAUUCGAGACAUAUUGAUGUACAUGGACAGGACUUUUAUCCCAAGCACCCACAAAACCCCCGUUCAUGAGCUUGGGUUGAACCUGUGGAGGGAUGUGGUAAUUCACUCUAGCAAAACCCAGGCUAGGCUUUUGGAUACACUUCUUGAGCUUGUGCAUAGAGAAAGGAGUGGCGAAGUAAUUAACAGAGGCUUGAUGAGGAAUAUUAUAAAAAUGUUAAUGGAUUUGGGUUCUUCUGUUUACCAAGACGACUUUGAGAAGCAUUUUCUUGAGGUUUCAGCUGAUUUUUACCGUUGUGAGUCCCAAGAGUUCAUAGAGUCAUGUGACUGUGGGAACUAUUUAAAGAAGGCUGAGAGACGCUUAAUGGAAGAAAUGGAGAGAGUCUCCCAUUACUUGGAUGCUAGAAGUGAAGCUAAGAUAACAAAUGUGGUGGAAAAAGAGAUGAUCGAAAGUCACAUGAACAGACUAGUUCAUAUGGAGAGCUCAGGUUUAGUUAAUAUGCUUGUGGAUGACAAAUAUGAUGACUUGGGAAGAAUGUAUAGCUUGUUUCGCAGGGUGCAGAACGGACUUGUGAUAGUCAGAGAUGUCAUGACUGCUUACAUCCGGGAUACUGGCAAACAGCUAGUUACUGACCCAGAAAGAUUAAGGGAUCCUGUAGAUUUCGUGCAGCGUCUCCUGGAUUUGAAGGACAAAUAUGACAAAGUUAUCAAUUUGGCAUUUAACAAUGACAAGACAUUCCAGAAUGCUCUAAAUUCUUCUUUUGAAUACUUCAUUAAUUUGAAUGCCAGGUCCCCUGAAUUCAUUUCUCUGUUUGUGGAUGACAAACUUCGGAAAGGAUUAAGAGGGGUCAGUGAGGAGGAUGUAGAAGUUGUACUGGACAAGGUCAUGAUGCUUUUCCGUUACCUUCAAGAGAAAGAUGUGUUUGAAAAGUAUUACAAACAACACUUGGCAAAGAGGCUUCUUUCUGGGAAAACUGUUUCUGAUGAUGCAGAAAGAAGUCUUAUUGUUAAGCUCAAAACAGAGUGUGGAUAUCAAUUCACUUCAAAAUUGGAGGGUAUGUUCACUGAUAUGAAGACCUCUCAGGAUACAAUGCAUGGAUUCUACUCAGCCGUUGGACAUCAGUUAGGUGAUAGCCCAACACUAGCUGUUCAGGUCCUCACAACAGGUUCCUGGCCUACUCAGCCAAGUGCCACAUGCAACCUUCCAGCAGAAAUUUUGUGGGUAUGUGAGAAGUUCAAGAGUUAUUAUCUCGGGACCCAUACUGGGCGGAGAUUGUCCUGGCAAACAAAUAUGGGUACAGCUGACUUGAAAACGACUUUUGGAAAGGGCCAGAAGCAUGAGCUGAAUGUUUCCACAUACCAGAUGUGCGUGCUGAUGCUAUUCAACAACACUGACCGGUUGACCUAUAAGGAAAUUGAGCAGGCUACGGAGAUUCCAGCCUCUGACUUGAAGAGGUGUCUGCAAUCUCUGGCCUGUGUUAAAGGGAAGAAUGUUCUUCGGAAGGAGCCAAUGAGCAAGGACAUAGCUGAGGACGAUGCCUUCUUCUUUAAUGACAAGUUCACAAGCAAGUUCUUCAAGGUAAAGAUAGGUACUGUGGUUGCGCAAAGGGAGUCUGAACCAGAAAAUCAAGAAACCAGGCAGAGAGUAGAGGAAGACAGGAAGCCCCAGAUUGAGGCAGCAAUUGUGAGGAUCAUGAAGUCAAGGCGGGUACUGGAUCACAAUAAUAUCGUUGCUGAGGUCACGAAACAGCUGCAGGCGCGAUUCUUGCCCAACCCUGUUGUAAUAAAGAAACGAAUCGAGUCCCUCAUUGAGCGGGAGUUUUUGGAGAGGGAUAAAACAGAUAGAAAAUUGUACAGGUACCUUGCUUGA
Molecule: messenger RNA, 2202 nt
Organism: Prunus armeniaca (apricot)
Lineage: Eukaryota; Viridiplantae; Streptophyta; Magnoliopsida; Rosales; Rosaceae
Source: the annotation of a GenBank genome assembly